AUGGAUAAGGACUCUUUGUUGAAUGCCUUGAAAGGCACCCUUGACUCAAAUACACAAGUGAGAAAAACAAGCGAGCAGAGCUUACAUGUUUAUGAACAACAACCUGGUUUUACUAGUUAUUUAUUAGACCUCAUCACUGAACUGGGGACCGACCAGGGUGUGAAAAUUUCCGCAGCGAUUUUUUUCAAAAACAGAAUCAACAACUACUGGAUUAUCUCCGAGCACUCGAAGCAACCUACAUCUUUUUUCAUUCAAGAGAAUGAAAAGUCUGUCAUAAAGGAGAAAGUGAUUGAUACUUUGGUCAAGACAUACCAAGUCCACCAAAUCAAAUUUUCAUUAGCAACAGCAUUGAAUAGCAUACUAAGCUUUGACAAAUGGGAUGAUAUUAUCCCACUUAUAUCCAAAAUGUUAGCAUCCCAAGAUAAGGAUCAGAUCUACGUGGGGUUAAUCUGCCUUUAUGAAUUAGUCAAGAGCUAUAGAUGGUCUGGAGUUGAAUCUAAGAACUUUGUUAAUCCAAUGAUGGAAGAUAUAACGCAGCAGUUGUUUCCAGCCGUUGAGGCUUUGGCUAAUACCAUUGUGGAAAGUGAGAGUAGUAACAUAAUAAGCGAUGAAAUGCUUUACCUCAUCAUCAAAUCAUUCAAAAACGCUACGUAUUCGUCACUACCAUCCUAUUUUCAAGACGCGAACAAAUUGGGUCUUUGGUGUCAAAUCCAGAUAAUGAUCAUCAAUAAGCCUUUGCCAAAAGAAGUAUUGGAGGAAGAUAUGAUAGAGCAACGUGUACUUCACCCCAGGGUCAAAACUGUCAAAUGGUGUUUUGCCAACAUGAAUAGGCUCAUCAAUAGACACGGUGGUGGUGUUUUGUCAGCUAAGGGUGAUCCUGCAUUUAUUUCUGCAUUUUUAUCGAACUUUGUACCUCAGAUCUUGAGCUCGUAUUGGAAAAUUAUUGAAGAUUGGGCUUCGAGAAAAGUAUGGUUAAGUCCAAUAUCCUUGUUCUAUAUGAUAUCUUUCUUGGAACAAGUGAUUGAAACUCCAUGCUGGCCAUUAGUUCAAGAAAAACUUGACGCAAUAGUAAAACAUUUAGUUCUUCCCUCUUUGCAAGCCACAGAAGAGACAAUUGAAUUGUAUGAGGAUGACUCAUUGGAGUACAUCAGAAGAUUCUUUGAUGUCAAUAGAGAACAAAAGACGGGAGAUGUGGCUUCCAUCAAUUUUGUCAAUAGAUUGGCCAACAAGAAGUUUGGUGAGAGCAUUGGUCUUUUGUUUGGUGUCAUAAAUGAAACAUUUAGCGAGAGAACCCAGAACCGCGGAAAUUUGGAGACUGCUUUGAAGACAGAAGGUGCCUUGAGAAUUUUAUCCACAAUCUCUUACAAGUUAGAUGAUGCAUCGUCGCCAUGCGUUGGACAGGUUGACAAAGUGUUGGAAAUGUUUGUUGCGCCGGAGCUUUUGCAUGAACACUCAAUUAAGACUCCAUGGCUAACCGCACGUGCUUGCGACACUGUAGCAAUGUUCCAUACACACCAAUACCUGGAUGUCAAUGUCUUGAGCAAUCUAUUCCAAAGCAUCAUUAGAUGUUUUCAGGAUGAAUCACAGUUUCCAAUUCAGCUCACAGCAGCUGAUGCUUUAGCAACAUUGGUAAACCAAGAUGCUGUUGCCGAACAAGUUGCACCUCAAGCGCCACAAUUGAUGGAAAAUUUGUUGGAAAAGUCCAAAAAAUAUGAAAGCGAUAUUCUUACAAAUGUCAUGGACACUUUUGUGGAAAAAUUUGCAAGCAACUUAGAGCCAUAUGCUGUUGAGCUAGGCGCGAAAUUGGUUGAACAAUUUUUGCGUUUGGGAAAUGAGAUUUUAGAACAGCAGAGUUCAGGUCGUGUUGACGAAGACAAAGAGUACCAAGCCGGCGGGUUGCUCAAUACAUUGGUUACACUCAUCAUAUCUAUGACUAAUGCCAAAGAAGUUGCUACAAGACUCGAGCAUGUUUUGAAAGAGUUGGUGGUGUUCAUUUUUGAGAACGCCAUGAUUAUAUUUUUGACUGAUGCUGUAGAGAUUCUAGAGUCUUUAUUAGAGUCGAGCGAUGAAGUUUCACAAACAAUGUGGUCCAUUUUCCAAGUGGUGAUUGAAUCUUUUGACACUUAUGCAUACGAGUAUUUCGACCAGUUGCAACCACUUUUUGCUGCAAUCAUCAAUAAAGGUUUUACAAGCCCUCAGAUGACAGUAGACGUUCCAUAUUUCCAAUCAUUCUUGACUAUUUGUUUCAACACUCUCAAACAAGAAGAAACGGACCCUAUUUUUGCACACUAUGCUUUUGAAGAUGUGGAGUUGACCAUCUUGGCCAUGGGGAGUAGAAUGGCUCCGUUUUUGCCAACUUUAUUAACCGAGAUUUUUGACAUUUAUAAUAACUUGGAUGCGCAAGAUGCAUUUGAUGGCCACAUGCUUCAUCGUUUAUCCUUGCUCAAAGUAUUGUUUGCGUCUAUUUAUGUUGACCCAAUCAAUACAGUUCAGUUUAUUAAUUCAAGGGGUUUUUUGAUUGAGUUUUACAGGUUGUGGAUUGCGCACUCUGACGAUUUCCAAAGUGUUUAUGGAUGUAAAUUGCAAAUGUUGUGUGCCAUGGCCAUUGCCAAGAGUGAUGCCAUAAAGCAAAUUCCAGAAGACCUCAUCGGCGAAACUGUGGACUUGUUGUUGGGCAAUGUUGCUGCUUUGCCUAAUGCCAUUCAAACAAAGAACGCCAUUCUUUUGAGUGAAACGAGUCAAAAGGAUCAAAUCAAGAAUGAAUUGGAAGGCAAGCUGGAAUACGAAGAGAUUGCUGAUUUGGAAGAUGAAUAUGAGAUGGAUGAGGCAGAAAUGGAGGCAUUGAAACAAACUCCAAUUGAUAAAGUAAAUGCAUUUGAAGAGUUUGUUAAUUUCUUUCUCUCGGUGCAACAAAAUGAUACUGAAAGGUACCAAGUGUUAUUCAGUGAUUUGGACGACAACAGAAAGGAACUCGUCGAGAGUUUAGUAAAAGUUACUCAACAUACAAAGUAA
Lodderomyces elongisporus is the source of this 3012-nucleotide messenger RNA. RefSeq lists its product as uncharacterized. The transcript has a single exon. Gene Ontology annotation, biological process: protein import into nucleus. The record is from RefSeq and is a predicted model, not a curated record. Gene Ontology annotation, cellular component: cytosol; nuclear envelope. Gene Ontology annotation, molecular function: small GTPase binding. The coding region runs from base 1 to 3012 and encodes 1003 amino acids. NCBI's taxonomy places the organism in Eukaryota, Fungi, Ascomycota, Pichiomycetes, Serinales, Debaryomycetaceae.